GGGUUUGAUUGAAGAAUAUGGAAGGAGAGAAAAAUAUGGAGAAAGGAUUAUUAUUGGCAAAAAAGGAAGAGACUGCAAAUACAACUCCACUCCUUAUCUUCUCCACCUUCAUCAUUGUCUCUGCCUCCUUCACCUUUGGCGCUGCCAUAGGUUAUACUGCAGAUACAAUGUCCUCCAUUAUGUCAGACUUGGAUCUUUCUCUCGCACAAUUUUCACUGUUUGGUUCGUUGUCGACGUUUGGAGGAAUGAUCGGUGCAAUAUUCAGCGCCAAAGCUGCAGCUGCCUUCGGUCAUAAAAUGACGUUGUGGGUGGCUGAUCUAUUCUGCAUAACUGGUUGGCUUGCAAUUGCACUAGCCAAGAAUAUUAUUUGGCUUGACAUGGGGAGAUUUUUGGUGGGAAUUGGAGUUGGUCUCAUUAGCUACGUGGUUCCUGUAUAUAUUGCAGAAAUAACACCCAAGCACGUAAGAGGGGCUUUUACAUUUAGCAAUCAGCUUUUGCAAAACUGUGGAGUUGCAGUCGUAUAUUACUUUGGAAAUUUCUUGUCAUGGAGAACUUUAGCCAUAAUCGGUAGUAUUCCAUGUUGGAUACAAGUUAUUGGUUUGUUCUUCAUACCUGAGUCUCCAAGAUGGCUGGCGAAAAAAGGUCGUGAUAAAGAAUGUGAAGAAGUUCUUCAAAAGUUAAGAGGAAGAAGAUAUGAUAUUGUGCCUGAAGCUUGCGAAAUCAAGAUUUCAGUUGAAGUUUCGAAGCAAAAUUCGAAUAUCAACAUUCGAAGUCUUUUCAAAAAGAGAUAUGCUCAUCAACUUACAAUCGGUAUAGGUUUGAUGCUUCUGCAACAGUUAUGUGGAACUGCAGGAAUAAGUUCUUACGGAAGCACUCUAUUUAAACUUGCCGGGUUUCCCGCUCGGAUUGGGAUGAUGGUGUUGUCUCUAAUCGUCGUACCAAAAUCUUUAAUGGGUCUAAUCCUCGUGGAUCGAUGGGGGAGACGCCCACUUCUUAUGACUUCAGCGUUUGGGUUAUGUUUAAGCUGUAUCACAUUGGCAGUAGCGUUUGGAGUUAAAGAUGUCCCGGGGAUUGGAAAAAUUACUCCAAUUUCUGUUUCAUUGGAAUAUUGUCGUUUACGAUGAUGUUCGCUAUUGGAAUGGGAGCGUUACCAUGGAUUAUAAUGUCUGAGAUAUUUCCAAUGGAUAUAAAGGUAUUAGCUGGGA
Molecule: messenger RNA, 1205 nt
Organism: Arabidopsis arenosa
Lineage: Eukaryota; Viridiplantae; Streptophyta; Magnoliopsida; Brassicales; Brassicaceae
Source: the annotation of a GenBank genome assembly